AUGAAGAGUAUAGUUUUGUUAUUUUGUGUAUUCGCUUUUGCAGCGGCACUCCCCUACGACCCGGUGCUGAGAAAAUUAGAUGAAGGACCAAGAUACCAGCACGUGGAAGGACCAGAUGGAACUCUCCACCUGGAGGACCUGUGGGUUAAAGCCAGUAACCUGGCUGAAGCAGCCAGAUACAAUCCAGAUCGCCAGAAUAUCUAUCAUUUGUAUACUAGGCAAAACCCAACAGUCAGUCAGCCAAUGCUGAUAGGUAACGAAGGUCUCCUGGGCCUGAACAACUACAACCCAGCUAGGAGGACCAUCAUACUCCUGCACGGCUGGAGAGCUGAUGCUACUACUGACUUCAACAGAGUGCUGGUGCCUGCCUUCUUGUCUGCUGAGGAUGUGAACGUGAUCGUGGUGGACUGGAGUGCUGGUGCUGGCUCCAUCAACUACGCCACAGCAGUCGCCAACACUGUGCCUUCAGGUGAAAGUGUAGCCCGCUUCAUAGAUUGGUUGAACACAGCGUCCGGUGCAAUACCGAGUAUGUACCACAUUGUUGGACAUAGUAUCGGAGCUCACAAAGCUGGUAUUGUCGGUAGAAACCUUGGAGGCAGGAUCGGAUAUAUCACUGCGUUAGAAGCCGCGUUCCCUGGCUGGAUCACUCAUGAUGACAAAUUCAGAAGUAAUGACGGAGCUUACACAGAGGUUAUACAUACUAAUGCCGGAGUCCUCGGCUAUGUGACUCCUCUUGGUCACGUGGAUUUCUACCCCAACGGAGGAAUCAACAUGCCUGGGUGUAAUUCUCAAGAGUGUGAUCACGCUAGAUCUUACUUCUACCUAGCCGAAUCGCUGACCUCCGGUGGAUUCACAGGAAGGCGGUGUGCCUCAUACCUCACCGCUAUGACUGGAAACUGCUUCUUACUCGGCAAUUUGAGGAUGGGAGGGCUCGUGCCUAAGACUGGACAAUCUGGAAUCUUCUGGUUGGAAACCAGGUCCUCGCCUCCUUUCUCCCGUGGAUAA
This is a messenger RNA of Spodoptera littoralis (African cotton leafworm), 1005 nucleotides long. The record is from the annotation of a GenBank genome assembly. NCBI's taxonomy places the organism in Eukaryota, Metazoa, Arthropoda, Insecta, Lepidoptera, Noctuidae.